GCCCAUGUCAUGUCACCGGCCACUCUGCUACGUGUUCCGUCUGACAAAACGACAUCUCAUCUUCACAGGAACCAAUUGACUUCUAGUCCUCGAUACCUUGGUCCAUCACCGCAGCGAAGACGCCUUGCUUAUUCCCGUCUCGGACUCGGUACGUGGCUGGCUUGCACAAGCUUCGGCCCAAAAGUGUGGAGAAGCUCCUCCACGUUCCCUUGCUAGCCCUACGAAGCUUUCACAUGGCCACCAUCCUCGGCUUCCAUCGGCAUCAUCGCACAUGCCAGAAUACACCCCGCUCCCAGAACCGGAGGAGAGGAUCAUCCAGUCCAUCCUCUUCCCCGGAUCAGUUUACCAUUCUUUCCUACAUAUAGAGCCUCCUCAUUCUACACGCCCCACCUCAGCCGAAUAUACCUAUCUCGACCUCACAUACCACACCUACCUUCCUCGACCUCCACCGAAAUCAUGAGCGCCAUCCGCCACCUGACCCGCCGCGGGGCUUCGACGCUCCUUCGCCCCACCGCUGCCGUCCGAACCGUCCCCGCCCUCCGCCGAAGCUACACGGAGUUCACACCGACGCCCAUCUUCGCGCUCACAGAGACGGAAGAGAUGCUACGGGACUCAGUAUCGCGGUUCGCUUCGGAGACAAUCCUUCCCAAAGUCCGGGAGAUGGACGAGGCGGAGAAGAUGGACGCGACAAUAGUGUCGCAGCUGUUCGAGCAGGGGCUGAUGGGCAUCGAGAUUCCCGAGAAGUACGGCGGGUCCGAGAUGAACUUCGGGGCGUGCAUUGUUGCGAUCGAGGAGCUGGCGCGCGUCGACCCCAGUGUCAGCGUCAUGGUCGAUGUACACAAUACCCUCGUCAACACUAUCUUUAAGACUUAUGCGAGCGAGCAUCUGAAGAGCAAGUUCCUGCCGAAGCUGGCGAGCGGGAGUGUCGGCAGCUUCUGCUUGAGCGAGCCGGCGAGCGGCAGUGAUGCGUUUGCGCUGAAGACCAGGGCCAUGAAGAGUCAGUCUGGCGGCUCGUACACCAUCACCGGGCAGAAGAUGUGGAUUACUAAUGCGGCGGAGGCGGAGGUGUUUAUCGUGUUUGCCAACGUGGCGCCGGAACGUGGAUACAAGGGCAUUUCAGCCUUCGUGCUGGAGAAAGGCAUGCCCGGGUUCAACAUUGCCAAGAAGGAGAAGAAGCUCGGGAUCAAGGCGUCGUCGACAUGCGUACUGACCUUCGACGAGGUAGAGGUCCCCGUCGAGAACCUGCUGGGCAAGGAGGGCGAGGGGUACAAAUACGCCAUCUCGAUCCUCAACGAGGGACGAAUCGGCAUUGCGGCGCAGAUGACGGGACUAGCCCUCGGCGCUUGGGAAACGGCAGUGAAAUACGUCUGGAACGACCGCAAGCAGUUCGGGCAGUUCGUCGGUGACUUCCAGGGAAUGCAGUUCCAGAUCGCACAGGCACGCACCGAGAUCGAGGCUGCGCGUGCGCUCCUCUACAACGCUGUCCGCACGAAGGAGACCGGUGGGAUUCGCGCGGGCGAAGGGUUCGUCCGCGAGGCGGCUAUGGCCAAGCUCUACGCCUCGCAGGUCGCCGAAAGGGUCUCGUCGCUCGCCAUCGAGUGGCAGGGAGGCAUGGGAUUCGUCAGGGAGGGAUUGAGCGAGAAGUUCUGGCGCGACUCGAAGAUCGGCGCCAUCUACGAGGGCACCAGUAACAUCCAAUUGCAGACGAUCGCGAAGCUGCUGCAGAAGGAGUACAGGAAUUGAGCACGGCACGGCAUGUCGAAGCGGUGCGGAUGGAUGGGGCGUACGCAUUACGGAGUUGGCAUGGUUGUGCUUUUUUUCUUCUUUUCUUCCGUCUCCUUUUCUCUUGCCUGCUUGCUUGCUGUCGGUCGGUCUCUUUGUUCGGGUAGAUAUCGGGGAUUCUCUAAUUCCCUCGAUCCACUUGUGGACCACCUCGUUCGUCACCUCGUCAUCAUGAAACUCGCUCGCUCGCGUGAGACGGAGACGAAAACACGAGAUCUCACUCCUCCCGAUUCCCGAACCCGUUCCUUCCCCGCCCGCCCUACGGACGAUAACGGAGAUCCCAACCCAUCAGCCCACCGGCAACUUAGAGUACUUUAAGUAGAUGACAUCAUCUCCACUAGUAGUUCGUGAUGAUGAUGAUGGCGCGGUGUCGUGUGUGUGUGUAAAGAAUGA
This is a messenger RNA of Tricharina praecox, 2175 nucleotides long. RefSeq names its product acyl-CoA dehydrogenase/oxidase. Bases 457 to 1743 code for a protein of 428 amino acids. The transcript has a single exon. Gene Ontology annotation, molecular function: flavin adenine dinucleotide binding; acyl-CoA dehydrogenase activity. Lineage: Eukaryota; Fungi; Ascomycota; Pezizomycetes; Pezizales; Pyronemataceae. The record is from RefSeq and is a predicted model, not a curated record. Gene Ontology annotation, cellular component: mitochondrion.